This is a messenger RNA of Macrosiphum euphorbiae (potato aphid), 201 nucleotides long. NCBI's taxonomy places the organism in Eukaryota, Metazoa, Arthropoda, Insecta, Hemiptera, Aphididae. The record is from the annotation of a GenBank genome assembly.
AUGAAUGCAGCUAUGACAUCUGAAUAUGCUUUUAAAGUUGUUCCUAUCAUUACAAAAGAUGAAAUUACCGUGAUUGAGUUUUUGCUACAAUAUUUUAUCCGUGAUGAACCGCUGAAUGCAUCUGUGGAGUUAAUAAAAGAGAAAGACAUCGCUAAGAAUUUUAAAAAUUACAUAAUUGGAUUAUUCGAUAAUGGUGAGUGA